AUGACAACUAAUUGCCCUAACUGUUUGAAAGAGUUUCAGAGCACUUGGGCUGUUUCACGACACCUGAGCCAGCCCCUUACAUCCUGUCUACGAUGGGUUGAUCAGCUUGAGGAUGCAGCGCAAAUCUUGCAAGACUCACAGUUCGCGGACCAGCACGCAACUCUCGGCCCAUCUGAGUCGUCAUCCAACCCUCGUCAUUCCAGAACACCAAACCCUUUUCAAGUUCAAGUUGAUAGUGAGGAAAUGGUGCAUGUUCAGGAUUUGAAUGACUCGGGCUAUUUCUACGGUGACGAGGGAGGCGUGGUGGGCUUGGAGAGUGACCUGCCAGGGUCGGUUGAAGAGCCUUUGGGCAGCCAAGCUUCGGAGAAGCCUUACGUCGAGCGCUUCAGGAACGCUGCGAAAGUGUAUCGGCGCGGCCAGACCUUUUGGGACAGGUUUAAUAUGGAUCCCUAUUCAGCAUAUCGCAAGGACAACCUUUACUAUCCAUUCGCGUCCCGUCAGGACUGGGAGCUCGGCAGCUUUCUCCUGUGCUCGUCAUUAAGUAUGGCCGCCAUAGAUGAGUUCCUGGAGCUCGAAUUAAUUAAAGCAUUGUCUCUCUCCUUUUGUACAGCCAAGGAGUUGCGUGGUCGUGCUGAGCUGCUACCUCCUGUUCCGAAGUGGCAGUACCGCAUAGUCUCAACCACUCACCCAACAAAACAGCCGCUAUAUUUGUACUGGCGCGAUCCAUUGGAUUGUAUCGAAUCGCUUUUUAGCCACCCGUUGUUUGCUAAAGAAAUAGAUGUCACGCCGCAACGUGUAUAUCACACAGUGGAACGCACAUCACGAAUUUACAAUGAAUGGCUGACAGGUGACGCAGCAUGGUCGAUGCAGUCACAACUUCCAGAUGGUGCGACAUUGUUAGGCAUCAUACUGUCCUCUGAUAAGACCAACAUCACCAACAUGACUGGUGGACGUGUCGCUCACCCGCUCCUGAUCAGCCUUGCCAAUAUCAAGAUGGCAACUCGAAACAAGGCAUCCUCACAUGCUUUCCUCCUAACAGCGCUGCUUCCAAUUGCUGAAUUUCUGCAUCCAGUGAAACGGAUGCAGAGUGUUCUUGAAGCCCGCUUAGUCCACCAGUGUCUAGAUAUCGUGCUAGAGCCGCUCAAGCAAGCUGCACGCAUCGGCCGGAUGAUGUCGGACCCACUUGGGAACCUCAGAUACUGUUUCACUCCCUUAGCUUCGUACAUUGUCGAUACACCCGAGGCAUGCAUGCUCGCAUGUGUCCGAGGAAAGACCUCACCGAUCACUAUGGCUAUGUAUGAAAACUUCGGAGACGCCUUCCAGCACUCCCCUCGAACAGCUAAAAUGACUCUCGACCAGCUUUCGAGCAUUAGUUGUGACCCCCUCGACGUCGAAGGUUACUUUAAUGCAUGCGCUCCAUUCCGCCUGAGUGGCGUAGCCCAGCCAUUCUGGCGUGAUUGGUCACUUGCGGAUCCGCAUGUAUUUUUCACUCCCGAACCCCUGCAUCACUGGCACCGUGAGUUCUAUGAUCACGAUGUUAAGUGGUGUCUUGCAGCUGUUGGCGAACAGGAACUAGACUUUCGCUUCUCCGUUUCGCAACCACUCACGACGUUCCGACACUUCAAGGAUGGCAUUUCCAAGCUUAAACAAGUCACUGGAAGAGCCCAACGUGAUAUGCAACGCUAUAUUGUUGCUCUCAUUGCCGACGCAGCCCCCCGUAGUGUUGUGAUAGCUGUUCGUGCGCUGAUGGACUUUCGCUACAUAUCGCAAGCGACAACGAUCGACGAAGCGCAUUGUCAAAAGAUUCUCGGUGCCCUCGAGGAAUUUCACGAACACAAGCAAGAAAUCAUUGCUUGCGGUGCACGUCGAGGUGCAAAGAGCAAACAGGUCCUCGACAACUGGCAUAUACCCAAAUUGGAGUUGAUGCAGAGUGUCGAGCCCAGCAUACGUCAAGUCGGCUCUCUCUUGCAGUGGUCUGCUGACACCACAGAGCACGCUCACAUCACCCUAAUCAAGGAUCCCGCAGAUUCCUCCAACAACAUCAACUAUGAUGCUCAAAUAUGCCGGUUUCUUGAUCGCCGAGAGAAAUGUCGAAACUUCCAGAUUGCAACAUCAAUAAUCGCUCGUUCACAAUCACAGUCACAAGCUUCUACUUCUCGAAUGACGGACGCCAGUUCGGAACAUCAUGACGAGUCGCACGACGAAGAUCCACACGCCGACAAAUCAAACUUGCAGACAGGUUUGGAUGAUCUCUGGGGGCCGAAGCGUGUAGUGACCGAUUUCUUCAAGAAGGCAGAGCAACUCUCUUCAGAUAUUGAAGUAGCCAGACCUCUCCGCACAUUCGUGGUCGGUGCAGCAGCAAUCCACCUGAAUUUCGAUCCUUCGAUACGACGCAUACCAGUCGAUGUCGUCGCUGAAAAAUUCUCUCUACCUGACUUGCGGGGAGCACUCGCUGACUAUAUUCAACGAGAGGGCAUGGCUCAGAACGUCCACUCGCUGAGGGGACAACGCCGAGCAUUGCCUGAUGCACCUCUUCCUUUUAAUGACCUUAUGGUCUGGUUUAAAGUACGCGUGCAGCAGGCAUCGUACCACAGCCCAUCAAUCACUCCUCCUGCUCUCACAGUCAACGCGCAUCCUCCGAGCGCAACUUGGAAGUAUGGGCGUUAUGACGCUGCUAUUUUCACUGUUGAUGACACCGGACGUGAACAAUGGCCUACUAGUGGGCUUAAAGGCCAUGAUGUUGUUGAGGUGCACCUUAUCAUGCAACCGCUUCCUCCACGAGGAAAACCUGGUAGUGCCCCUUGGGCCACGCGUUUUCUUACUUAUGUUCAGCGCCUAGAUGUUAUGCCUCAGCGUCAUGGAAGCUUGCUGGAAUGCACAACACAGAUGCAUGUUUUAAAACGUGCAAUGCGAUCAGCAGGGACUCCCUUCGGUGAUAUCCUCCCACUAGAUCAACUUCGUUCUUUUGCUCAAAUUAUCCCCCGCUUUGGUCGUGUUGCUGAUUCUCGUUUAACAGCACAAAAUAGUGCUCACUUUGCUCAGACAUUCUUCCUAAAUAAGUACAUCAACAAAGACUUCUACUAUGCUAUCUCAAACUAG
Messenger RNA from Suillus clintonianus, 3099 nucleotides. RefSeq lists its product as uncharacterized. The coding region runs from base 1 to 3099 and encodes 1032 amino acids. Lineage: Eukaryota; Fungi; Basidiomycota; Agaricomycetes; Boletales; Suillaceae. The record is from RefSeq and is a predicted model, not a curated record. The transcript is spliced from 4 exons.